UCCGUGCGCAAAUGUUUGCACUUGGUUAAACGCUGAUUUUUCGUCUUUUUACGCGUGUAUGUCGUCUUCGCGAUGAACAUCGACGUAAGCACGACAAGUCGCGCGAACGCGAGAGACUUCGAUGAUGGUUUGAUCACAGACUCAAGUUCGACAUUAGCGGAUAAGUAUUGGGAGGAUGAAUCGUACGCGAUUGAAAAAUUCACGAAUGACGACUACUUCGAAGAGAUCGAUAAAACUAAACCGGAUGUGAGAUCCGCCGAGGAAAUUUUGCAGCAGGUGCAACGCGAAUUAUGUCUGAUCAAAUUGUGCUGGCCAGAUGCGCCAUUGACGGAAGACCUUUAUCUGAAAACGCUUCCGGAUUCGUAUCGAUGUGUCAAUGACAAGGAGAAAUUAUCGCUGUGGUACGCGGAGAAUUUUCGUCGCCAGUUUCAUGCGAAAUUCCCUGAUCGCCGACCGCUCUUAUUAGCACGCGAAAACGAAUGCGGUGUACAAAAAUUGGUAUGUACUGCCAUCAGACAAAGUACAUUGUCCUAUUCGGAAUUAUGUACAUGGCAAGGUUGUACAAAGUUUGUCAAUGAUUAUAUCGAUUAUCAACCAUUGGACAAAGUAUUCAUCAUGCCAAGAAAUUUGCGUUCACCGACAUGGGUGCUACAUUUUCAAAAAGGGAACAGCUUUGAGUAUGCAACACUUUUGGUGAGCCUGCUUCUAGGACAAGGAUAUAACGCUUUCGUGGUAAGCGGAUAUGCGUCACGUGAACAAACAUUGUGCGAUAUGACUAGAAAAACUUGUCCUUAUCUGGUAAAACCUGAAGUAAUACCGCCAAAGACAGAAGUAUCAGAUAUCGUUAAUAAAUAUUGUUUAAAAUCACCGCCAGAUUUUAGAAGUCAAUUUCUCUUAGAAUUGGAAGAUCGCGAGAAGAAAAGAGUAGAAGCCGAAUUGAAAAAGCAAAGAGAAGAAGAACAGAAACUGAUCGAUGAUUUUGAGCGUUUACCGCCAGACGAGUAUUUUGGUCGUAGAAUCCACGCUUGGGUGGUUAUAUUACCGGAUGAAAGAAGCGCGCGAAAUGAAGAAAUCAUUGAACCAAUUUUUAUCGAGCCUUCUUCCGGGCUCUCAUACAGUCUCGACGACGACGAAACUCAUUCGUUGUACCUUGGAGUGGAGAACAUUUGGAACAAUCAGAAUUAUUGGGUGAACAUGCAACGUCGCGGACAGAAUUGCAAGGACAUCAAUUGGGAUUUGAGUAAUGUCAAAUGCUGGGAACACUUGUUUCCUGACGAACCAUUUGUCAUAUCUAAAGAUACGGAAGAGAUCGAAGAGGAUAUUAUUUUGCAAAAUAAGCAUUUGGACAUGCCAACUUCGUAUGUGAGUGAACUCCACAUAACCAGUUUAGAUUUUGAAAAGCGAUAUCCGCAAGGCGCUAAGACAAUACUGUACAAAAAAGCCAAGGUGGAGUUAUACGCGCCGUACACUCAAAAUGGUCUAGUUCAGCGAGUGACUCUUUAUGAAGAUUAUGAUUAUGCUAUUUCUGUUGAAAGCCACGAGAAGUAUUUACAUAGAGAUGAUUGUCUUAUUGAAUCUAAGAAACAUUUUGAAUUGUGUAACAUCAUGGAUCUCUUUGAGAAAGGUCGGGUGGAUCAAUGCAAGACACACGAAUAUCCCAUGCAUGACGAUGAUGGUUUAUACAACAAAAGAGUAAUAGAAUUCUACAAAGGUGGAAGAUUUGAUGGAUUAUUGCGCAUUGAAGUGGAUCCACUCUAUUUGACUCAAUAUUACGUGGAUCGUGAGGAUUUUCUUUACUAUAGACAUACUGAAUUCUCAACGGAAAAAGGCAACCCAGCACUAGAUGGCAUUCAUUUUCGACGUAUUUCAAAAAUUGUUGAAAAAUAUUAUAGAAACGAAACUAUUCCGGCGUGCAAAGAUGUAGCUGAACGCGAAUUUACAAUGAUUGAAAAUGAAGUACGUCUAAAAUUUCAUUAUGAUAAAGGCCGAAGCACCAGAGCCACUCGAACAUUUAUAAAACCAUCGAUAGGAGACAGAGGAGAUCGUUUAAUCUUCGAUUCUUCAAUGACCCACGGAUACAAUCCAGAUCCGAUUGCGCCAUCAGAGAAAUAUCUCGAUCUCUUUUAUGAUUUCGAUAAACAUCUGAAAGACGAGGACCAUGUAAUAUCUUGCGUCAGAGAUACUGAAACUGAAAUUGCGGAGUAUUUGAAAAGAAGAAAAGAAGAAUGUAUAAAUUUGCAGUUCACCAUUUCUUUAUUCGAUCCAAAUCGUUCAAAAAUCCAGGCAACAAAUGAAUUAAGACCGAAAACUGCAAUGGAUACUGAGCUAGAUGUUGCAAAAGAGAUCAAUCCAGUAGAACCGUAUUUGGCACGAAUAGGAAAUCCAGAUUACGUCAGCAAAGCUCAAGCGUAUUUACUACGCAAUGAAUGUUUGAACGACUUCAAACAAAUGUCUGUUAACAAAGCAAAUCGUAUUUUGCGUUUAAUCGAAAAGCGUUCAGCAGAACUGAAAGAAAGUCAGGUCUUAUUAUUGCAAUCCGAAGACUUACCAAAAACGGAGAAAGAAGAGAUACUAGCUAAGAUUAACCAAAUAAGUUUUGAUAUAAACGUGUUAGAAACAUAUAUGAAUCGGCAUAGAAAUUUAGUACCACAAAGAUAUAAAAAAUUGUUGGAUCGUUUACGAGAAAGUUCACAUCUCAAAGUGCUUUCAGUGCAAUAAAAAAGAAAUAUUUGAAAAAAAAUUUAUGAAAAUCUAUAAUAAUUAUAAAGAAAUAAGAAACAAAAAGUACAAACACACGUAUUAGGAUGUAUAUUACAGGAUAGAAAAGGUCUCUUUUUACGCCAUAAAAAUUAGAAUUGUUUUAUAUUACCAAAGAGUGUAUAUUAAUCACAAAAAGUACAUCAGAA
This is a messenger RNA of Pseudomyrmex gracilis, 2906 nucleotides long. RefSeq names its product dynein regulatory complex subunit 7. Gene Ontology annotation, cellular component: motile cilium. The transcript has 11 exons. The record is from RefSeq and is a predicted model, not a curated record. Lineage: Eukaryota; Metazoa; Arthropoda; Insecta; Hymenoptera; Formicidae. Gene Ontology annotation, biological process: flagellated sperm motility. The coding region runs from base 73 to 2718 and encodes 881 amino acids.